AUGUGGGGUGCCUUAAUCAAUUACUGGCAGUACACUGGCGACGACAGCUACCAGCCAACAGUUAUCGAGGCGUUGAAACAUCAAAUCGGACCCGACAUGAAUUAUAAUCCACCGAACCAGUCGAAAAAUAUGGGUGUUGAUGACCAGGAUUUCUGGGGCUUCGCUGCCAUGGAGGCGGUUGAAGCUGGCAUUCCCGAUGUUGACGAGGCCGAUUUUCCAUCGUGGCUUGCGCUCGCUCAAGCUGUGUGGAAUUUUCAGGUUCCUUUAUGGGAGACCGCAACCUGUGGAGGCGGUUUCAGAUGGCAAGUCUAUUCCUUCAAUGCUGGGUAUAACUUGAAGAAUACUGUUUCCAACGGUGGGUUCUUCCAGCUUUCCGCCCGCCUGGCCAGGUAUACUGGUAACCAAACAUAUGCCGACUGGGCAGACAAAGUUUACACCUGGAUGGAGGAGUCUCUGCUGUUCCAGGUCCAAGAUAGCCAUCUGUACAUCUGGGAUAACACCGAUGCGAACGGAAACUGUACUGAGGUUGAACAUUAUGUCUGGUCUUACAAUUACGGUAUCAAUUUGAUGGGUUGUGCUAUGAUGUAUAACAUGACCAACGGCGAUCCGAAGUGGAAGGCCCGUGUUGACAGCAUUAUCGAUGGGGCGGCUUUCUUGUUCUUCCCAGCUGAAUAUGGUGGAAACAUCAUGACGGAAAUGUUAUGCGAGGAUCAGAAGAAUUGCAACAAUGAUCAGAGCAGUUUCAAAGCUUAUCUAUCAAGAUGGAUGGCUGUCACAACACUGUUGGCACCGUACACACACGAUAUAGUCAUGCCGAAACUGCAAGCCAGCGCACAAGCUGCAGCAAGGCAAUGUAUUGGGGGUGACAAUGGACGCCAGUGCGGAAGACAAUGGUAUUCAAGUGCCUGGGAUGGUACGAAAGGUGUUGGCCAGCAAAUGUGCGCGUUAGCCGUGAUUGGCGCAACACAGAUCACAUCAGAUAUGGCACCCCUGACCGCCGCGACUGGAGGCACCUCGAAGAGCGACCCCGGGGCUGGACUUGAUGCUCCACAUAAUCCCGAGGAUGAGUUCAAGAAGAACCCCAUCACCACAGCUGAUCGAGCUGGGGCUGCUAUUUUGACGAUUGCCAUUAUUGGCUCUAUUGUAGGGUUGAGUUUUUGGAUAGUGUUGUAG
This is a messenger RNA of Lithohypha guttulata, 1173 nucleotides long. RefSeq lists its product as uncharacterized. Gene Ontology annotation, biological process: fungal-type cell wall biogenesis; carbohydrate catabolic process. NCBI's taxonomy places the organism in Eukaryota, Fungi, Ascomycota, Eurotiomycetes, Chaetothyriales, Trichomeriaceae. Gene Ontology annotation, molecular function: mannan endo-1,6-alpha-mannosidase activity. The coding region runs from base 1 to 1173 and encodes 390 amino acids. The transcript is spliced from 2 exons. The record is from RefSeq and is a predicted model, not a curated record.